AUGGCUCAAUUAGAAGCUCAUUAUAACUCACGCUCUGUAAUACACAUGAGUUAUGAUGCUUUCACUCGAUUAGUUGCAAUACUUCGUGGAAGAGGACUUCUGAGGGAUAAUCAAUACAGUUUUGUUGAGGAACAAGUUGCUAAGUUUCUACAUAUUUUAAGUGGUCAAGGACGUGUUCGAUCAGAAAGUUUUUUCUUUCGUCGAUCUACUGAGACCAUUAGUCGUCAUUUCCACAAAGUUCUUAGAGCUUUAAUAACACUUCAAGAUCAAUUUUUAGUCCAACCAAAUGGUUCUACUGUCUCACCACAAAUACUCAAUAGUGGAGGAAGAUUCUAUCCAUACUUUAAGAAUUGUAUCGGUGCAAUAGAUGGAACACAUAUCCGAGUGAAGGUUUCAAAAGAAGAUGUGUCAAGGUUUCCAAUAUUAGCAGAAAUGUCUAGAUAUGAUGUAGAGACAGUGAGUGAAAUUGUUUUAGCAUGCUGCAUCUUGCACAACUUCUUAGUGGAUUUUGAUCCAGAUGAAGAAAUUAUUGCACAAGUUGAUAGGGAUCUCAUGAAUAAUGAGCCUGAUCAUGGACUUGCUAAUGGAGCAAUUGCUAGAGGAGAAGAUGGAUGA
Molecule: messenger RNA, 615 nt
Organism: Zingiber officinale
Lineage: Eukaryota; Viridiplantae; Streptophyta; Magnoliopsida; Zingiberales; Zingiberaceae
Exons: 3
Coding region: 1-615 (204 amino acids)
Source: RefSeq, a predicted model, not a curated record